This is a messenger RNA of Rhinolophus ferrumequinum (greater horseshoe bat), 3386 nucleotides long. It is a transcript of the gene MEIOC, whose product is annotated as meiosis specific with coiled-coil domain. The record is from RefSeq and is a predicted model, not a curated record. Gene Ontology annotation, biological process: meiotic cell cycle; male meiosis I; female meiosis I. The transcript has 7 exons. The coding region runs from base 8 to 2911 and encodes 967 amino acids. Gene Ontology annotation, cellular component: cytoplasm; nucleus. NCBI's taxonomy places the organism in Eukaryota, Metazoa, Chordata, Mammalia, Chiroptera, Rhinolophidae.
GAAUUGAAUGGAGGGAACAGUCAUCCGCCGGCCGUUUCGGCCGGCCGUGACUUCGCACUGCGUGAUGGCUCUUUCUGGUUUCCUGUUCCUGUUCGUGCAGCCCAAGGUAGCGUUCCGUGGAGGUGCGAAUCGCUGCUGGAACCUCAGUGCCGACGCCAGCAGAUUAACGGAUGUGUUCAACAGCGUGAUGCUGACCGGCUCCACUUCCUUCUAUGAUUCCUACAAAUCUCAGAGUGAAGACAAUGUUGACUUAAGGCAGACCUAUACUCCACUUUCUUCAUCUACAGAAUAUUCAAGUUCUGUAGAUUCUUCACUUUUGUAUGCACCAUGGUCUACUUAUGGAGAUGAUAUUAAACAGCCUUCUAAUUCUCAGAUCAAUGUAAAGAACAGGAUUCAAACAGAAAGAAAUGACUAUGGCAGUGAAACAGACUUAUAUGGACUUGUGUCUAACAUUUUGGAAGAACAAGAUAAGUCACAGCCAUAUUUUGCUGAUGGGACCUGCUCCUCCAAUUUAAAGUCAGUUUGGCCAUUGAACACAAGCAGAUAUGCAGAUCACCAUGACCUCUUAACAGAAACCAAAAGGCCGAUAGAUACAGCCAUCUCUCAGCAAGCUUUUUAUAGUGGUGAAACUAUGUCAGCAGUGGAAAAGCAAUACCUGCAUAAUAGUAAUCUCACAUCACAACAAAAAAUAGAUGAACUUUAUCAUGGAUUUACUGGUUUAGACCCUGAAGAACAAUGGAUGUACCCCUCAAGAAGCGAUCAUUCUAACUAUUACAAUAUUCAGACAAAUGAUACAGCGAAGACAACAUUCCAAGAAUAUCCAUUUAUCAAAAACUGCUUCACACCACAAGCUGGCCUGUCUGACAUCAUGAAAGAAUCAGGAGUUGAUACUUACCCUUAUGGAAGAGAGAAAAUGUGUGUUAAAAGUCUUGAAGCACCAUUACAGCAGAAAAGGGCAGAAAUAUUUCUUUCCCAAUUUAAUAGAUACAAUGAAAAUGCAGAUUAUUGUAGAUAUCCAGAAUAUGCUCAUCCUAAUAAGGCUAAGCUUAAUAAGUGUUCAAAUUUUAGUGUCCAAGAUAGUAAAAAAUUAGCCAAUGGCACACCUGAAACACCAACUGUUGAAACAGAUACCUACACAAAGUUAUUUCAGGUUAAACCAGCAAGUCAGAAAAAAAUGGAGGAGACAAUACCUGACCAACAGAAUUUCACAUUUCCAAAAACUACACCACACCUAGCAGAAAAACAGUUUGCAAAGGAAGCAGCAUUCACUGCUGAUUUUGGCUUAAAAUCAGAAUAUGGACUAAAACCUCACACAGCUUGUCCAGCUAAUAAUGAUUUUGCUAAUGUCACAGAAAAGCAACAGUUUGCUAAAGCUGACCCCCCAAAUUCUGAGUAUUUUAAAUCAGUGAAUUUAUUGUCAAACUCAGCAACAUCUGCAGCAGGUAUCAACUUAAAUAGACCAACUUGGAUGAAUAUCCAAACAAAAAAUAACACUCUUAUUCCUUAUCGAAAUCAAGGUAACUUGAUGAAACUAAGUAGUCAUUUAAGUGCAGCUUCAAAAGGUUCUAACCAUUCUUCAGAUUUCCCCCAACUAUCAUCCACAAAUUUAAACCCAACUAGCAAUUUAUUUCAGAAGUAUUGCCAAGAAAACCCUUCGGCAUUUUCUAGUCUUGAUUUUAAUUAUAAUGGUGCAGAAAGAAUUCAAUCUGUCAAUCACAUGGAAGGACUGACAAAGACUGCAGAAGAAAACCUCUUUGAAUCGGUUACUGAUAAAAAACUAAAGCAACCAAAUGGAUUUUGUGAUAACUAUUCAGCUCAGCAGUAUGGGAUCACUGAAAAUGUAAACAAACAUAAUUUUCAAGCCAAGCCCCAGAGUGUGCAUUAUGAUCUUCAGGAAGGUCCAAAGCAUUUAGAUGGUUUAUCUCAAAAUACAUACCAAGAUCUGUUGGAGGCACAGGGUCAUUUUAAUAGCCACAGACAGGGAAGUGGAGACAACAAUAUUAAUAGCCGUGUGAAUCCCACACAGGCGUCAUGCUUUUCUAAUUACAUGAUGGGAGAUUUAAGGCAUAAUCAGAGUUUUCAACAACUUGGUUCGAGUGGGUUUCCCCUAAGAUCCACCCACCCAUUUGGCCAUUCAGUUGUCCCACUGUUGGAGUCCUAUGAUUUGUUUCCUUAUGAUGACUUAAGCCAUUUAUACCCUUAUUUUAAUGAUAUGAUGUAUGGUGAUAAUUCCUUUUCUGGUUUCGUGCCAACUUUUGGACUUCAAAGACCAAUUAAAACCCGUAGUGGACCAGCCAGUGAACUUCAUAUUCGUCUAGAAGAGUGCUAUGAACAAUGGCGAGCAUUAGAAAAGGAGAGAAAAAAGACUGAAUUGGCCCUUGCCAAGAAUUACCCAGGAAAAAAAGUAUCCAGUACUAACAAUACUCCAAUUCCAAGGCUGACUUCCAAUCCGUCUAGAGUUGAUCGCUUAAUUGUGGAUGAACUUCGAGAACAAGCCAGGGUUGUGACUUUACUAGGCAAAAUGGAACGUCUUCGAAGCUCUCCCCUUCAUGCCAAUAUCUCUACUGCUCUUGAUAGACACUUGGAGUCCAUUCACAUUGUACAGUCACGUAGAAAGGAUGAAAUUGUUAAUGCUUCAAAUCGACAAAGGCAAGGAGUUCCUAGAUGCCAAGAUGACAGAGACGUUUUUGCCCUUGCUUCAGCAAUUAAAGAGAUGUGUGUGGCUACUCGGAAAGCACGCACUACCCUGUGGUGUGCACUGCAGAUGACCUUGCCAAAAACAGCCAGUACAGCUGGCCAAACAGAUGUGGAGAAGUCUUUACAAGAUAUAGUAAACUGUGAAGAUAAAGUCCAUGAAAGCAUAAAUAGUAACAAUCCAGUGAACCAGAGAGGUGACGCAAACAAACAUUAAGGAAAUGAAAUGCCAGCAGAAAGAAGGCUAAAAAGCUGAUAAGUAAAUGUAUCAAGACAUGCUAAAAAACUUUAAUGAAAUUGUCAAACUUGAAAAUUUCAGUACAUUAAUUUUCUUUCAGAUUUAAAGUUAGUACCUUAAUGAAGUCUAACUUCUAUUUAAAAACCUUAUGUUUGGAAUGAAUCAGAUACAGUUUAAAGUGAACUCAAAGGUAAAGUUGACUAUGAGUUCUGAGUAGUCAAAGAUAAGUUUAAGUAAAUAUUUCCUAACAGCUAAAAUAUUGCUUAAACCCAUUCUGCAGUGCAGGUAAAUGCAAAAGUGAAAUUCUUCUAGAAGAUAAGUUUCAUUUAGGUCUGCCUUAGUAAGUAUAAUUCCAAAUAAUGAAUCUAAAUGACUGUAACCCAAUUAUGGCUACAGUCUAGUAAGCAAGACAAGUUUUGAUUGUGAUAUAAAAGUGUUUUCCUUAAAAAAUUGA